Molecule: messenger RNA, 2229 nt
Organism: Tribolium madens (black flour beetle)
Lineage: Eukaryota; Metazoa; Arthropoda; Insecta; Coleoptera; Tenebrionidae
Gene: Art8
Product: protein arginine N-methyltransferase 6
Exons: 6
Coding region: 194-1237 (347 amino acids)
Biological process (GO): peptidyl-arginine methylation
Cellular component (GO): nucleus
Molecular function (GO): protein-arginine N-methyltransferase activity
Source: RefSeq, a predicted model, not a curated record
GAAGUUAUGUUACUGAAAUACUUGUGCAAUAAAUUGAGUAACUAAAUUUCGUCAUUGCGGUUUUAUUAAUUUUUAUAGAAAAUUUAAGUGUGGCUCGUUCACAAAUGAACAAGUUGAAUCAGUUUGUUUAUUUUCCAGAAAAAUACAAAUUUGUGCGUUAAUACGGCCCGAAGACUUAUGAACUGACUUAUAAAUGGUGGAAGCAAUGGACUCGAGUGAUUAUUUCGAAAGUUAUCAGGACUUGGCUAUUCAUCAGCUGAUGUUGGGAGAUGCACCGAGGAAUGGGGCUUACAAACGGGCGAUUUUUGAUAAUGUUGCUCAGAUCAAGGGGAGGACUGUUUUGGAUGUGGGGGCUGGGACUGGGAUUUUGUCGGUUUUUUGCGCCCAAGCUGGGGCUGCCAGAGUUUAUGCAGUGGAGGCGAGCAACGUGAGUAAGAUUGCUCGAGAGGUGAUCAAGGAAAAUGGGUUUGAUAAGGUCGUUGAGGUGAUUAAUUCCAGAAUCGAGGACACCAUCUUGCCGGAAAAGGUGGACAUAAUCGUAUCCGAAUGGAUGGGUUUUUACCUUCUUCACGAAGGCAUGUUAGACUCUGUAAUUUUCGCCCGAGACAAAUUUCUCAAACCUGGGGGCUUAAUAUUCCCCGAAUCAGCAACAAUUUAUUCAGCCCCAUGCCGCGUCCCCUCUAUGUACGACUUCUGGAGCGACGUCGACGGCGUCUCCAUGAAAAGUUUCAGCGAAAAACUCCGCUCUGAAGCGUCACACAAACCAAGCACUGUUUCAGUUGCUCCAGAAGACAUUCUAGCAGAUUCAGAAGUGGUACUUUGGAUAGAUUUACGCGAAGUGACUCUAGAAGAAAUCAGUGGUUGUAAGGUUCAACACGUGGCUGUGGCCACCAAGCCGGGGAAGUACCAAGGGAUUUGCCUGUGGUUCACUUGCACUUUUCCGUCUUUUGCCACCGAACCUGUGACUCUUUCCACGUCCCCUGAAGAUCCUGAAACCCACUGGAAGCAAACCACAAUCGUCCUCCCGACUGAAAUCGAAGUCGAGGAAAAAUCACCAAUUGCCUACGAAUUAUCCUUGGCUCGAACCACUGAAAAUCCUAGAAGGUACAACAUUGAGCUGGGCAUGCUUGACCCUGCAGAAGUAGACCAUCCGGAAUAUUGCACUUGCCACAUGACCAAAUGCAUUCUAGUUCGGGCAAUGUUAGAAAAAUACGAAAUGGAAAGUCUCCCCAAAUAAAUGUUUAAAAAUUAUUUUGUGUGGUAUUUUGUUGCGCCUUCGGCACAAUGUAAUGAAGACAUCAUCAAGACAGGUGGUUGAGCCCGAGGCGGGCCGGGGCGACUGCUCCUUUAACUCCCCGCUGCUGCUAAAUUAACCACUAGAAGAUGAGAAUCGUGCCGUGCUGAGGAAUUUCCAAUGCGCUUGUUUUUGAUUAUGAAACGUCGGAAAUUAAUGGUAAUAAUGACGAGUGAAGGACCGGCUGACGGUUGAUGGCGGUUUUGACAAGUCAUUUGGGCUCUAAAACGUUUUCAGACUCACUACGCCAAAUAUUAUGGGCGAAAUCCAAGCUCCUCACCGCCCCCGUCAUCGGCUUCUCCGCCGCCCCCGCCAUCAAUGUCGCCACCACUGCCAACGCCAGCACCAUCACCACCACCGACCGGUGGUAAAUUAAAACGUCGUCGCAGGGGCCGAGGGCGAGGUAGGGGCCGGGGCCAGGGCCAGGGCCAAGCCGGAGACUUGGACCAGGGCGGGGACCAGGUCGCUGGGCAAUUCAAUCCCAGUACUAAUGCACACUCUGGCAAGAAUAAAUUAUUAUUAUAAAUAAAUAAUAAAUAAUAAUUAUUAGCAAUAUAUAUUUUAAAGAGGGAUGUGUACUAUCACUACAAAACACUGAUUCAAAAAAAAAAAUUGUGUGUCUAAUUACUGAUUUCUCUUGAGAAACUAUUUUAAAUAAACAGAUAUAGUGCAAUUUUAAACAAACCUAAACUUUUUGAAUUAGUGUUCGUUCUGUACAAAUGUAUACAUCCGCAAAAGAGUUUAAAUGUUAUGAAAUCAUGACAAAAGCGAUUGAACUGUUUUGACGAUUUCAAAAGAAUUGUAGGAAGUAGGAAUUUGUGUAAUUGCUGAAAUUGUGUAAUUUUUUGUCUCUUGUGCUCAAAGCAAAUUUGGCCGUAUUGUGCGCCAGAACAAGUUUUUCUGUAUACACUAUUCAUUACAUCUUUUUUCCAUUU